AUAGUAACCUUGCAAACUUUCUAUAACUUAAUGACUUUUACAAAAACAUGUUUUAAAAACAUUGUUUUUAUGAAACUAUUAGAAUCAACCGGCUAAUGAUGAAUCCCGGUGAAUUUUGGAGACAAUUAUGUAUUUUAAAAGCCGAAGCUCUUUGUAUCAACUUAACUACACCGGGAAAUUUCUUGACGACUGAUUUAUCGGCAUCGACAUCUAGUUCUUCGCCUUCGCCUUCGCCUUCACAUUCAUCAUCAACAUCGUCAACACUAACAUCAGAUCCAAUUUCUAAUCAUCAGACACAUGCUGUCACAGUGAAUAAAUACAGCUCCAAAGUUUUAGCUGUUGUUGGUAAUCUCAAAUUCGAAUCACUUAUUGCCGGUGUUACCGGUGGUGUUUUAGCAACCCUAAUCCUUCAUCCUUUGGAUCUUCUUAAAAUAAGAUUUGCUGUCAAUGAUGGACGUGUAUCUUUCAGGCCACAUUAUCAAAACCUCCGUGAAGGAAUCAAAACAAUUUUCAAACAGGAAGGUAUCAAUGGUUUUUACAGAGGAACUGUUCCAAAUCUUAUGGGUGCUGGUGUAUCUUGGGGACUUUAUUUCCUUUUCUACAAUUGUAUUAAAGACUACUUGAUGAUGGAAAGAAAAGAAUUAACGCCUUGGUUGCAUUUGAUGGCAGCCGGUCAAGCUGGUGUUCUUACUGUAAUUUUAACAAAUCCUUUAUGGGUUGUUAAAACACGAUUAUGUCUUCAAUAUAGUAGUCAAAGUCAAUUAUUAAAUUCGUUACCUAGCCAUAAAGUUUAUUCUGGUACACGCGAUGCAUUCUAUAAAAUUAUUAAAUAUGAAGGAAUCAAAGGAAUGUACAAAGGAGUAGUUCCUGGUUUAUUUGGUGUUACACAUGGUUCUUUGCAAUUCAUGGCUUAUGAAGAGCUCAAGAAAAAUAUCAUUGAACGACGCAAUGUUCCAUUCGAAACUAAACUGGAUAAUCAUGAAUAUGUCAUGUGUGCAGCAUUGAGUAAAUUUGUUGCUGCUUCGCUAACGUUCCCAUAUCAAGUAGUGAGAGCUCGACUCCAAGAUCAACAUUCUGUAUUUACAGGAGUCCGUGAUGUGAUAGUCAAAACUUGGAGGAGUGAAGGAGCCAGAGGAUUUUACAAAGGUUUGACACCGAGCUUGCUAAGAGUUGUGCCCCAAACUUCAAUAACAUUAUUAGCUUACGAGAAUACGUUUCGUUUAUUGAAAGCGCAGAAGGCUGAAGCUCAUCAACAAUAAAACUCCUGUGUUUUUUAUAAAGGACCCAACGUAUUUAUUCAAAGGACCUCAAUAUAUUGAUCCUAAAAUUUUGCCAAAACUGUUCAACCGUCGUCCCACACAUUUCAUAAUUGCUCAAAAUUGAAUCAACAAUGCGUUUAAAUAAUAUGCAAUUCACUUAAUAACCAAAGAAAAUUUUGGAAAAUUUGAUUAUUUAUAAACCAUUUAUAGAUUUGUUACUGUAUUAAAUUUUCUCAGAUCUCUGCUUCCCUGAUAAGCUUUAAUGUAUUAUAUACAAAGAUUGAUAAAUUACAUAUUACAUGUAUAUUGUCUAUUUUGCAUAAAAAAACUCUUUGACUCAAAAUCUCAUGCAAAUUGUUAUAAUUGUAUUGACCCUUUGAAUAAAUCCAGAGAAAAAAAUUAAA
Molecule: messenger RNA, 1663 nt
Organism: Tetranychus urticae (two-spotted spider mite)
Lineage: Eukaryota; Metazoa; Arthropoda; Arachnida; Trombidiformes; Tetranychidae
Product: solute carrier family 25 member 32
Biological process (GO): transmembrane transport; nucleotide transport
Source: RefSeq, a predicted model, not a curated record